Molecule: messenger RNA, 3270 nt
Organism: Ostrea edulis (European flat oyster)
Lineage: Eukaryota; Metazoa; Mollusca; Bivalvia; Ostreida; Ostreidae
Product: cap-specific mRNA (nucleoside-2'-O-)-methyltransferase 2-like
Exons: 12
Coding region: 1299-3095 (598 amino acids)
Biological process (GO): 7-methylguanosine mRNA capping
Cellular component (GO): cytoplasm; nucleus
Molecular function (GO): methyltransferase cap1 activity
Source: RefSeq, a predicted model, not a curated record
UAGAUGGCUUGUUCAAGUUGUUGUUUCGAUUUACUAUGUCUAUGGAUCAGCAUCGAGGGUAUCAGCCUCUCAGGGUAUCACAAUCUCAAAGUUCAAUACUUAUAUAAGGGGGAUCACUGAAUUAACUUGAAUGUGUAAUUGAAAACAGACCAAUUCAACAAUUGCAAUGAAUACUGAAUGGUGAACAUUUCAGCUUAAAUCGUUAUACAUACGUACGGUUCUAUCCUAAGGUCUAGGUUAUGAUACGAUUUAUUUGAUUAUAUCACAUUAGUUCAUACUGAAGUAUAGUAUUUUGAACAGAGGGCACUUGCUGAUGAUAUGAAAUGGAUUUUGUGAGAAAAAGAAAACUGUCUGGAACAGAAAAUCAGUUGGAUCCAAGUUCCAAACAAAAAAUAAAAGUCUUGUUUGAUAAAAAGUUUAAAUAUGAAAAGUCUGACAACUGGCAGUUGCCAUCACUAAUACACAAAGGAUGCAAACAGUGGGCACAUCCACUUCUUCAGAGAAUGAAGGAAAAACUGAACAGUGUGAAAGACAAGUUGAGUGAUAAGGAAAUUUAUUCAUGGCAUGAACACACAAAAUUCAUGAACAUUGCAGGCAAUGUUAUAUCUACUGUGAAACAAGUGAUUCACCCAGAACUUUGUACACAAGCGUGGUGCAAAUUUUAUGAAAUUUUGUCUGUGUAUCCCCUGAUUAAUUAUGAGCUUGAGACGUUAAACACGGUUCAUCUCUGUGAAGCACCUGGGGCUUUUGUGACAAGUUUGAAUCAUUAUCUUGUUACUAAUGGUAAGUAUAUUGAAAGUUAAUCAGUCUGAAUCAUUAUCUUGUUACUAAUGGUAAGUAUUGAAAGUUAAUCAGUCUGAAUCAUUAUCUUGUUACUAAUGGUAAGUAUUGAAAGUUAAUCAGUCUGAAUCACUAUCUUGUUACUAAUACUGAGUAUUGAAAGUUAAUCAGUCUGAACCACUAUCUUGUUACUAAUGGUAAGUAUAUUGAAAGUUAAUCAGUCUGAAUCAUUAUCUUGUUACUAAUGGUAAGUAUUGAAAGUUAAUCAGUCUGAAUCACUAUCUUGUUACUAAUGAAUCCCGUGGGGAUCCGGGUUAGAAUAGGUUCUCAGUACCUCUUUCUUGUCGUAGAAGGCGACUAAAUGGGGAGGUCCUUCGGAUGAGACCGCAAAAACCGAGGCCCCGUGUCAAAGCAGGUGUGGCACAAUAAAGAUCCUUCCCUGAUCACAGGCCAUAAGUGCCGAGCAUAGGCCAAAAUUUUGCAGCCCUUGGCUUCACUGGCAGUGGUGACGUCUCCAUAUGAGUGAAAUAUUCUCAAGAGGGACGUUAAACAAUAUUCAAUCAAUCAAUCUUGUUACUAAUGAAUAUCAAGGAACAUGGACAUGGUUAGGAAGCACCUUGAAUCCCUACUAUGAGGGAAACCCCCUGGGUAAGAUGAUUGAUGAUGACCGCUUCAUCAAGGGGAGCGUGGAUUACUGGUACUUUGGGGAGGACAACACAGGAAAUCUCAUGGACAUCAGUAACUACGAGGGCCUCCUUACUGUCGCAUCUACAAUGGGAAACAUUCAGCUGGUUACAGGUGAUGGUUCCAUUGACUGCCAGGAUGACCCAGGAGAACAGGAGCAGAUCGUGUCCCUUCUCCAUUACUGUGAGGCCCUGGCAGGGAUACUUAUUCUCUCCCCUGGAGGCAACUUGGUUUUGAAAAAGUUCACUAUGUUUGACAGCGAGACUGUCAGUUUGAUGUAUAUACUGUGCUGCUUAUUUGAAGAGGUAAAUGUUUUCAAACCUGCAACGAGCAAAAGUGGAAAUUCUGAAGUGUAUGUAAUAUGUUUAAACUUUCAUGGACUUGGAGAAAGAAUGAAUGAAUUUAGACAAUUCUGCAAACCAUUUUUUGAGGAUGGGAGGCCUGACUUCAGAUUCCCUGAGAACUGUCUCCCUCCCGAGUUCAUGUCUGAACACAUCAGGAUUUGUACACAGUUCACAGAUCUACAGAUGGAGACAAUUGACUGUAACUUGAACCACUAUCCUUGUGUGUCUGAACAUUACAUUCAGUGGAUGGAAAGUGUUAAAGAUGCCUGUGCUGAUUUUUUCUUAAACACGUACAAUCUUCAAUCUAUCCCAGGACAGAGGAAGAUGCUGCCAUACAAAAAGAAAAAGAAAACUGGUAAGGGUUGGUCUCAAGACAAAUUAUUUCCUGCUGUGGUAGUAGAAAAGUACAGGAAAGGAACUUUCAAUGACAGACAGAAGUUAGUGGGAGCAUCUCUACAGGAACAAAUAAAAUUGAUUGAUCCAUACAAAGUAGAAAAACCAAAGGCGUUUUGUUUUCAGUCAGGGCUGGAACCUGUUACAGAGAUAGAAAGCUGGACUUUAUCACAUGGAAGGCCUGUCAUGGAAGUACAAAGUUCCUGCUUUUGUGCUGGAAAGCUCGUGCAACAAAUCAAUCUUUUGCAGAGAUAUCACAGAUCUGAUGUGGAGAUCAUGGACCUGGUUGUAGAAGCUUUGUCUGUAUUGUAUUCAGAGAUUCACGUUCCACUGACACUUGCUAUCAGCGACACAGUUCAGAAGCAUGUUACUCUACAGAACAUCCAGGAUGUGGUCUUUGUGAACAAGUGUAUUAGUGUGCAUUCCUUAGACGUUGGACAUGAUGAAAAUGUCUGCCAUGUGAUGGGGGUUUGCUCACCAAAUGAAUUGGGGUCUCAAAUUUUCUUACUGGAAGAAGUUAUUUUUCUGCUUCAGAAUAUUAAAGCAGGAAGUUCAUCUGUUUGGAUAUUUCCUGCCUGCCUCCUGAGAUGGACAGCUGGAGUUGUCUUUCUUCUAUCAGUCUGUUUUCAAAAGGUGCUACUGGUUCCCUCCCCUUCUUCAUCGCUAAAUCAGGCUCUAGUGUGUGCGCGCUACAAAGAAGACACAUCUUCUAUUUUAUCCCACAUGGAGAAGGUUGUCGAAAGAUCAAAACAAGACACGCUACUGGAGAUCGUCCCCAUUCAAAUAUUACUUAACGAUGAGGAAUUUACUUACUUUUUAAGAAACAGCAAUGAAUAUCUGAUCAAAUGCUUCAUUAAUGAAUCCCUGCAGAGAAUUCAGAGAGAAAGAAAAUGAGUGAAUUCAUGUUGUGACCAAAAGCUAUUAGAUGUGGGCUUUUUUCAAAGGCAGCUCUGUUCCUUCAAAAGUGUAUUAAUAUUGCGAUAUAUCCCAAAGGCAGACAAACUACGUUUUCUAUGACUUCAAUUUCUUUCAAUAUACAAAAUGAAGCCAAAUAAAAUGUUUAUAAAAA